Molecule: messenger RNA, 2030 nt
Organism: Racocetra persica
Lineage: Eukaryota; Fungi; Glomeromycota; Glomeromycetes; Diversisporales; Gigasporaceae
Source: the annotation of a GenBank genome assembly
AUGAAUUAAGCGGUGUUGAAUUCUUACAUCUUCGUAUGGCUGCUGAUAAAUUUCUUCCUGGAAAAGUCAUUGAUAAUUUGCAAUUAUUUAUGGAACAAAAGCUAGAGGAGUUUGUACAGCAUGAUGCUGUUGGCAUGCUUCAGGAAGUCUUUAAACAUAACAAUAGUAUAUAUAAUCCAUUACGUGAUUCCUGUCUUCGUCUCAUUUGUAGACAUCCGAACGCAUUAUUUGAUCACCCAAAUUUUACUCAAUUGGACGAAGCCCUUUUAUUAAUCGUUUUGCAAUUGGAUGAUCUUGGUAAAUUAAGUGAAAUUACUAUUUUAACUUAUUUAGUCAAAUGGGGGAUUGCUCGAAUAUUAAAUGCUACAACUAAAGAUAUAACAAAAUUGCAAAAAUCUGAUUAUAUUGAGUUGCAAAAAAUUAUCGUGGAUUGUAUUCCUCUUAUUCGGUGGUUCCAAAUUCCAAUAACUGAAUUUCGGCAAAAUAUAUCGUGGAUCGAAAAAUUAUUAUCUUCAAAUCUAUAUUUAGAUAUCGUAAAUUAUCAUUUUGACGAUACCAUUACACCCGAAACUGUUAAAAUUUUGCCACCAAGAAAUCUACCACCUAAAGAUUCUCAAGAAAUUCCUAAAAAGUCUCUUAAGAAAAAGGUUUCUUUUUAUGAGGAUCUUGCUCAUGAUAAUGAAAGAUUACUUCAAAGCGGAAAAGGUUAUGAUGUUAUUAUUCACGCUGGUGAUGGAGAUAAUUCCAAAGAAUUUCAUGCUCAUUCUCUUAUAUUAAGUUUGCAUUCCCCUUAUUUUGAAGCUGCUUUUUCUAACGAAAAUACCAUGAAACAAGGAAAUAUUUUUGUUUUUACAAAACAUGUUCCUGCAAUUGUAUUUGAAAUGAUUUUAAGAUAUUUAUAUACAUCAGAAGUUUCUCCUGACAAAUUAAAUGGUGUUGAAAUCUUACAACUUUUGGUAACAGCUGAUGAGUUACAACUUCAAAAUCUUGUUGAAAAUUUUCAAUCUUUUAUGAAUCAGAAACUUGAAGAAAUUAUGCGUGAUGACAUUAUUUCCAUUUUCGAUAUGAUCUUUAAAUAUAAUAACAGGAUAUAUGAAUCACUGCGUGAUCAAUGUCUUCAUUAUAUUUGUAUGAAUCCAAAAUUAUUAUUUGAUGAUCCAAAAUUUAUUCAUUUAGAUAAAUCUUUAUUAAAACUUACGUUACAACGGGAUGAUCUUGGCAACAUAAGUGAAGAUGAUAUUUGGAAUUAUUUAGUCAAAUGGGGAAUUGCUCAAACACCUGACAUUAUUCAAAGUAAAAACGUUAAUGAUUGGAAGGAAACUGAUUAUGUUACUUUUAAAGUGACCAUUCAUGAAUUUAUUCCCUUAAUUCAUUGGUUUCAAAUCUCAUCUACAACAUUUAAACAUGAUUUAUUAUUCUUUGAAAAGAUUUUAACUAAUGAAUUAUAUAAUGAUAUAUUACAAUACCAUCUUAAUUCUAUCAUACCAAACAGAACAUUUAGAACAUUACCACCUAGAUAUUCUCCUUCCAAUCAUAUAGCUUUUGUUAGAUCGCAACAUUUUAAUAUUAUUUCAAAUUGGAUUAGUGUGUGUACUGUUGAAAAAACUCCUGAGACUAAACGAAAAAGGCAAUCAUUCAUGGAAAAAAUAUUACACUUUCAUGAUAAGUCAAGUGUUAAACCCGAAGAAUCUAAACGGGAAAGCACUAUUCCUCAAAAUUACUUGAACUUUGCCGAUUAUAGAUUUGCUAAUUAUAUUACUAUGGCUCAUUACGCAAAAGCGGAUAAAAAUUUUUUAUUUUUUUUCGAAAGUGCUGAUGAUUUAAGUCGUUCUAAUUUUGCACGUGUUAAAAAAGACUCUUACGCGGUUGAAUAUAGUUCUUUAAAUGGUCCUAUUUUUGGUCAUUCUGAUUACAAAGAAGGUUAUGAUAUGUGUAUAUAUAAUAACUUAUUAUCUUUUGGGAGACGUAAUUGUUAUCCAGAUUCAAAAAAUUUUCCAAAGGUACCAAAAUUUGAAAUAGAAGAUUAUGAA